This is a messenger RNA of Limulus polyphemus (Atlantic horseshoe crab), 7208 nucleotides long. Its product is annotated as nesprin-1-like. The record is from RefSeq and is a predicted model, not a curated record. Gene Ontology annotation, cellular component: meiotic nuclear membrane microtubule tethering complex; cytoplasm; nuclear outer membrane. The transcript has 31 exons. Gene Ontology annotation, biological process: nuclear migration. Lineage: Eukaryota; Metazoa; Arthropoda; Merostomata; Xiphosura; Limulidae. The coding region runs from base 195 to 7208 and encodes 2337 amino acids. Gene Ontology annotation, molecular function: actin filament binding.
ACAAUAUACGUGACAGGUACCCACCCACUCCUCUCAUAACAUCAGUUUUAGUUAUCUGUCACCUGCCCUGUUCCACUCUGGUACUCACUGGUAGGCAGGUGUUUCGAAUAUGUUGUAGAACAGUGGGAUUAUGCAUAAAACCGAAUUUAUUUGCAAGGUCGAAGGUCCAGCGUGUAGGUAACUAACACGUUUAUAUGCGGGAACAACAUUCGUGCCUUCAGUGUGUGUUUGGUUACCCAAUAAGACAACAACAUAGUCGGGAAGUAUUUAAACAACAUCAAUAUUUAUGUGAACUGUUCAUAAUCAGUUAUUGUAUGGCGACGUCUCGGUCCCCGCGACAACCACGUUCAAUCUCUGCCGUCCUCCAACAGGAGCAACAUCAUUGGCACGUGCAAGAUGGUAUAAAUGUUUGUUCUUCUAGAGAGUACGAUCGUCAUGUCCGGGAAGUGCGAGAUGAACAAGAAAGAGUACAGAAGAAAGUGUUCACAAACUGGAUUAAUCACUAUCUAGCUCAGCAUGCACCACCUUACAGAAUCGAGAAGUUACUGAAUGACCUGAGAGACGGAACGAAGCUGCUCGCACUUUUGGAAGUUUUAUCUGGAGAAAGACUGAUCGAAGAAAAUACUCGACUCCUUGCAGACCAACUAAGUCAGAUUCCAAGUAGCAGCACUAGUAGUAUUGACAGUGUUGGCCAGGUACCAUGUGGAGAGGUCUUGAUGCAUGGGGUUACUCCUGGCACACCACUUGGAAAGCCCAGUCCUCUGGAUAGGUGGAAAGGAGGAGCAAGGAAAGCCCUUUUACAAUGGGUUAAGAACAGCAUCAGCCAGAGAUUUGGAAUCCAGGUGAGUGAUUUUGGACCUAGCUGGAGAGAUGGAAUGGCAUUCCUAGCUAUCAUUGAUAAGAUUCGACCUGGUUUGAUCAAUAUGGAUACCGCUCGACAAAUGUCAAACCGAGAUCGCCUAAAUAUGGCCUUUAAUAUAGCUGAAUCUGUUCUUGGUAUUGCCAGGCUUCUUGAUGCUGAAGAUAUUGAUGUGGACCAUCCAGAUGAAAAGUCUCUCAUGACGUAUGUGUCUCAGUUCUUACAUAAGUACCCAGAAACUUAUGCACAGCCUGAACAGGAACUGAUGGCAGUCCCACCAUCUCCAGUUCAACAAGAUGAUGCCACUACUCUCAGUAGGUGGCUAGACCAUGCAGAGACUGUUCUCAUGAUUCUCAAUAAGCCUGUCACAAAUCACUUUGAAGAGUAUAAACAAUACAAAGCUUUUCAAAAUGACAUGGAAACAAAGAGAACACUGUACAAUCAGCUGAGUAAUAAAAUCACAAAGAAAACAGCAGAUCCAGUGCUGGUCAGCAUGUGGCCUGUACUAGACCAGCGCUGGAAGCAACUUGAAACUAAUAUGGCCAGGUGGAGAUGGAAACUGGAUUGCUCUUUGCCUGGCCGUUUGGGCCAGCUGGGUGAGUGGCUAAACCAAGCAGAGCAACGACUCACUGGUGAUGUUCUGCCACAUGGUAAACAUGAAGAGAUGCCAAAUUUAGUUGCUAUGAAAUUAAAUGAGUACAAGAUAUUCUUUCAAGAUUUACAAGGAGUCCAGCAAGUUUUCCGACAACUCCAGUAUUCACCAGAAGUGGGUUCUGUUCCACCAGACCAUAUGCAAGACCUGAAUCAGAGACUGGAUCGUGUAUCAGUUCUUGCCCACCAGCAUAGAUCAUUACUACUCUUUGAAGAACAGAAAUACAAAAUAUUAGAAUUUGUGUCAACUGUUGAAAAAAAGCUGAGAGAGUGGGAUAUAAAAUAUGGUUAUCAUCCAGAAGUGGAAGAACUACUUAAUGUCUACAAGGAUUUUGUAGAAAAAAGAAAUAUAUUUCAAGAGUUUGAACAAUCUUACGCAGUUUUACAGAAUGCAGCUGAAACUUGUCAAAGAACUGGAACAGCUGUUUUACCAGGAAAGGCACCAUCAGGUGGAACCAUGAUCAUAAUAAAUGAUGAAUUUGUGAAAAGUACAAUUGCCUUGUUUUUCCUCAAUUUUCAAGUGCAAGGAGAAAUAGAAGAUUAUGACAGUCUUUAUAAGAAUAUAUCUAAGAAGGCUCAAGGGCUUAUCAGGGUUCUGAGUCCACCUGAAGUUGAAAUUAUGAUGAGCAAUUUGAAACAGGAAAAAGAGCUGUUAUUGACGAUAAGAACAAGAAUUGCUUCCUGUCUUCACAUCCUCUGCCAGGUUUUGACCAAUCAGGAAGCACUAGAGUCAGGCAUCAAGGAGUUGACUGGGUGGAUAGAGGAAGCUGAAAAGGUUAUUGCUGGUUACGUUAUCCCAACCACACCAGAGCAAAUCUCUUUACAGUUAGAAAAGCACAAAGCUUUCUUCAAGAGAUUUCCAUAUUACAAGUCUGUUUUUGAAAGCAAGAAUAAACUUUAUCAGAACUUACUAAAAGAAGCUAGUGGGGCUCCAGAAAUCAACGUUGCUGGAAUAAAACACACCAUGACUGAUCUGAAUGAUAGAUUUGAGCAAUGUAUCAGUUUAUCAGAGCAAUGGGAACAAGCAAUGACAGAAGCCACCAACAGAUGGCAGCGGUACUUUGAAACUGUCAUGGUUAUUGAAGAAUGGUUAGAGAAGGCUAGAAGACUGCUUACAGACACUACAGUUAAGUGGGAGAAACUGGAAACUCAACAGGAGUUCUUUGAAAAACCAGUGCAGCAUAUGAUGAGAAAACUUGUGUCUGCAAGUGAGAGUGUUAUGGCAACAUUACCAGAGACUGAGCAGAAACCAUUGCAGGAGACUGUGGAAAAUUUACAAGGACAAUGGAAGAAUAUUUGGCAACAAGUUCCUACUCAUUUGGUGCAACUAGAAUUUCAACUAUUAGAACAAGACUUUGAAUUUCAGCUUCAAGAAGCUGAGAAAGAAUUGAAAAUUGAGCAGGAAAGAUUUGACAGUGGAGAAAAAACAGAAAAGGUGCUGCAAGGUCAUUGGGAAUUCUUCCAGUCAGGACCUACCAGCCAUCGAAUUCAAGGUUUACUUUCCAAGAUGGAAAUACUUAGUGGUCAGGAAGAAGGUAAUAAACUACAAGCUGAGUGUGAGCACCACAGAAAACAGUGGGAAAUACUUGAACAGAGGAUUCAAGCUAUGCAUGACCAGCUUCAAAGAAAUCAAGAGGAGUGGAGAGAUUACUGCUUGAGAUUCAAUUCAAUCAUUAGAUGGAUGGAUGAGAUGGAAAAGAACAUAGCUGCUACUACCCAGGAAAUGGCAUCUUCUCAAGAAUUUGAAACUGUGAAGGUAAAAUUUCAGGAAAUGUGCAAAGAUGUUGACACACAUGAAGAAGAUGUUAAAUGGCUGGUUCAGAAAUUGGAGAAUCUAGUUUUAAAACUUCCAGAUACUGAGGCAGUCCAGGAGAAAAACAGACUAGAUGCUUUGGUGGACAGGUACAAGAACCUUGUCCCAAUCAUUGAAACUACUGUUAUCUACACUGAGACGAUAUCCAAGUGCUACAUCUUCAGGGAAGAAGUGCAAGAAGUCACCUGUUGGCUGAAAGGAGUUCAAGAAGAAACUGAAGCCAAGGAUGAAGGUGCUUUUGAAAAUGUGGAAAAACUGGAGGAAAUGUUGGCUCAGCAGAAGGCUUUAGUUGGAGAGUUGGAAAAACAGCAGCCUGCUAUUUUAGCUAGUGUGAGCAAAGGAAAAGAACUAAAGAAUGUUCCAUCAGUUCCCAGCUUUGUAGAAAGGGAAGUUUUUAAUCUUGAAACAAGCUGGAAAGAAGUUUAUGAGAAAGCACUGGAUAAACUGAAUACCCUGAAGAAAGCACAAAAAAUGUGGACAGAUUAUAACGAACAGAAGUCAGAAAUUUUCAGACUACUACAUCAAGCACAGGAAGAUUUGAGAAGGAUGACAACUCCAGCAUAUCCACGAACAAUUGAAGAGGAACUGAAAGUGAAACAGAAAAUGAGCAUCCAGCUACGAGAAGCUACAGAAGCCAUGUUAGAAAGGUUACGUUCCUUGGGCAAAGACCUUGUCCAGCAUGUCACUACUCAGAGGCAACCUCUGUUUGAGAAAGAAGUUGUGGAAAUUGAGAAACAGAUUCGAGUUAUCUUGCAGACCAUGACAGAAAAAGUUGUCUACCUCGAACAGACAACACAAAAGUGGAUUACCUUCACAGCUAAACUUGAGGAAAUUUCCAACUGGAUAGAACAAGCUCAAAACAUGUUAGAUCGGAUUUCACUUGAAGAUCUUCCAUUAGCAGAUAGCACACGGCAUGCACAACAAAUUUUAUCUGAGAUCACUCAACAGACAGAAGUUCUGAGAAACUUAGAGAGAGAAAGUCAAGAACUUGCAAAUGAACAACCUGACAGUGAAAAUGUCAAGGAGCUAAAUGCUCAGCUAGCAGACUUAAGACAAAAGUUACAGAAGCUAGAAGAAACAACCAAGGUUACCCUAGAAAAUCUUUCAAGAAAUUUGGAAGCUGUGGAAGAAUAUAAAAGAUUUAUCAGCAAAGAAAAUGAAGAAAUUAAACUGGCUGAAACUAGAAUUAGUGAGGGCUUUGUCAGACCAGUAUCUCUUGAGGAUGCUCGUGUGAAGAAACAGAGCACAGAGCAAUUCCAGGAGCAAUGUCUAGAGAAAAUUGCCCAACUUUCAGAUGUAGCAGUACAAACACAAAAGGACCAAGUUGAUACAGCAGUCCAAACAGAGCUUGAUUUCCUACAAAGUCAGUGGCAAACUGUUUUUGAUACGGUAAAGACAUGGGCUGAAAGACUAGAAAGAACAUUACAUUCAUGGGAAAGUUUAAGUAUCAAAACAGAAGAUUUGAUAAGUUGGGUGGUGGAGACUGAAGAACAUGUGAAAAAACCACUUAAAACUAACACAGUAAUUAUAGAAAAAUUGGAAGGCCUAAAAGAAGACCUAAAGCACCUUUCUAUAGAAGUGUUUGAAAAACAGCAAAGUUUGAGUGAAAUUUUCAAAGAAGUAGAAGAACUGUCGCAGAACAUCUCUCAGAAAGCCACAACUGCUUUGCGUGCUCAUUUAUCUGACAUAAGACACCGAAUUAAUAACCUUAGUGACUAUGUUCAUCAGUUACAGGCACAAGUAGCUUCUGUGAUUGCAGAACGGAAAGAUCUUUUAAGAAAAAUUAAAACCUUUCAAGAGUGGAUUGAUGAAACUCAACUGAUUUUAAAAGAUCAACAAGAUGUUUUCUUUAGUCAUGUGGAUCAGAUGUUGAAACAAACAAGGAUUAUGAAAGAGGAGAGUAGCAGAAAACAGGAACUUUUCAAUGAUAUCUAUGCUACAGUGAGACAGCUUUCUGAAACAUGUAUGCCUGAAGAGGUUGAGCAAGUCCAGAGUGCAUACAGUUCACUAUCUGAGAAUUACCAAUGGUUGGAAGACCUCUUGGAUGUUCGAGUUGAUUUUCUUCAAAAGUUAGAAAAUUUUCACCUCUGGCAGCGAGACCUGAGAGAGCACCUUAGUCUUUUAGAGCAGAAGCUCAACUCUCAUCAACUUGUUGAAGAAGAGAUGUCUUCAAUUGCAUCAGAGCUUGAAAUUAUCAAAACGCAGCUUGAAACUAAAGAAUGUGAAUCAUCAGAGCUGGAUAAUCUUAUAACCAAAGCUCAACUGAAAUUGUUUAAAGACUCAUCUAAUAUGUCAUCUACUCUAUCUCUUUAUAAUCUUCUAACAGAGCUAAAGGACCGUCACAGUAAAGUUACAGAAAUGUUGAGGAAGAGACAACAGAAAACUACUUUCUUGCACCAGCAACAUCAAGACUUCAAUGAAACAUUGGAGAAAUUGGUAGCAUGGAUUAAGGACACAGAUUCUAAAAUUCAGAAUCUCAGACCAAGAAGCGACACCCAGUCAGGAAUUGUAGCCUUACAAAAUGACAUUAAGGAGCUUACAGAGGACCUAACAUCUCACAAAGCUGACUACACCAAAGUUCUCGAGAAAGGUCGUGCAUUAAUUGAAGUUAACCCUUCAGAAUUAUCAGACAUUCAGACAAAAUUGACUUCUUUAGAUACUUUUUGGGAACAACUGUCUUCAGAGCUUGCUCGAAAGGAGAAACUUUUUAACCAAGUCUUAGCUCUCUGGAAAGAAUGUGAUGAUCUCUACAAACAAAUGUUAAAUGUGAUACAAGAGGCCAUGCAGAAAGCUGCUCCUCCAGAGCACCCUCCUUGUGACUCAAUCCAGUCACUCAGUAUGUUAGAGAAAGCCAAGACUGCUAAUGAGUUAAUGAAGUCACAUCGCUCGGUAACUGACAACUACUCUCACAAGAUGAAGGAGAUGAAGGACAAGCUGACUUCAGUAGAAGGGUUCAAUGUUGAAUUCUUGCAGACAGAACUAGAAGAGGCUCAGCAGCAGUGGCGUACAGCCUGGGAGAGAAUAAUGCAAAGGCUUCAGACCUGCGAGUCUCAGCUAGUUUUGUGGCAACAAAUAGAUAGUGUUAAGGAACAGCUCAUGACAUGGUUGACAGAGACUUGUUCUGCUUUCAACUCUUUUCUAGAAAACUUCAGUGGCCACGAAAAAGCUCAGAGCCUUCUAAAUAAGUACAAGAAUGAAGUUGGUUUUUAUGAGACCACUCAUGCUGGUCUCUGUGCUAAAAUCUCUGCUCUAGAGAAACUUACUGAUAACCAAGAGAUUGCUACCCUAACAUCCCUUAAAUCAGUCUUACAAGCUCAGUUUGACGAGGCUCGAGAUGUUGCUAAUAAACUUGAAUCUGUCUUGAGAAAUAUUGAAAAUGAACAAGGAACUGUUGAAGAAGAAAUGCAAGCAUUUAGUGACUAUCUUAAAAAACAGCGCGAGUCCGUGUCACGGUGUGAUAACAGCAGUGGAAGUGAUGAACUAGUUCUUCAGCGUCUUGAACAGUGCAAGAAAUUAGGAGAAGAAAUGAAUACCUACUACAAAAAGCUGGAACAGAUAGAGACAAAUAUCCAUACACUUCAGCAGAAUCAUUCAUCUUUAGAUACCAGUGGGCUGCAGAAAGAACUGUCUAACCUUCAGAAAAGGUAUGAAACAGUAAAGAACCAAGCAGCCAAAGUUAAUUCUAACCUCUUCUCUGUACUGGAGCGUCACUAUCAGAGUGGACUGCAGGAGUUCCAGAGGUGGCUAACUGCAUAUUCUGAGAAAGUGUCAUGGUGUGAUCCUGACCUCGCUGGGGACAGGUUUAGUCUGGAAGCACAGAUGGGAACUCUACGGGUAUACUUAGAUCUGAAUUCAUAUUUUGUGACUGUUUUAAUCUUGUCCUAA